Paramisgurnus dabryanus is the source of this 1948-nucleotide messenger RNA. RefSeq names its product rabaptin, RAB GTPase binding effector protein 2 (gene rabep2). Gene Ontology annotation, biological process: endocytosis. NCBI's taxonomy places the organism in Eukaryota, Metazoa, Chordata, Actinopteri, Cypriniformes, Cobitidae. Gene Ontology annotation, cellular component: intracellular membrane-bounded organelle. Gene Ontology annotation, molecular function: growth factor activity; GTPase activator activity. The record is from RefSeq and is a predicted model, not a curated record.
UAAUUUAAAGUGAUUGCUGCAUGUUACCACGUCUACGUCAGUUUUACUUCUCGUUCUCCUUUUCAAUGAUCAACUAUAAAGUAGAAAAUCUAUCAAACUCCCUUUAAAUUAUACAACGAACAUAACCGGAGGACGAAGAUUCUCUCACUCAUCUGGCUGCGUCUAAAAUCCUAGUGAGCGCCCUAGGAAGAUCAUACUGUACUGUAGUCACGUUCUAAGUUAACAGAUGCAUAAAAUACUGUCUAGAUAGUCAGCUCACUAUGCUUCGUGACACAACCUCAGUGUGUGUUGCUCUGGGGAGUAUGGUUGGGAAUGGAUAACAUCCGCUCGACUAAACCGGGGAAAGUUGUUUCCUGAGCACUUGCUUUAGUUUGUAGUUUUGUUGAAGCCCAGCCCUGCUGUUGCAGCUCAGACAGGAAAGGGAAGACGGAUGCGGGCGAAGGAAAGAAUAUCAAAACGAAACGAUCAUACCGACACAAAUGACGUUAAACCAUGGAGGUGUCGGAGACGCCACCAUCGCGAACCGGAGACAACGACGGAAUAUUUGAAGAAGAUCUGCAGACCCAGCUAAUCGAGUGCAGAGCUCAGCUGGAACACUGGCAGGGUGUGGCAAGGAUUUGCGAACUUGGCAAACAGGAGGAGUUGCAGGAACUGCAAAAACAAUGUGACCAGGAGAUUCAGUCUUUGCAGGAGGCUCUGAGAGAAACAGCUGCCCAAUAUGAAGCUCGACUAUCUGCUCUUCAAUCUGAGCGCGCUCAGUGGAGGAGAGCCACUCGGCCUUAUGACAGCAAGGGUGGCAUUAAAAAGGGCAAAGUGGAGGGUACCUCCCCCCCCACUGGAGAACUGCAUGGUGGCUCUUCUCCACCACGGGGCAUUGACCCUGAGAGCGCGGGCUCAGACUCCGAUCUACUGGAGCUGAUGCCAGAGGUUUCAGAUACAGAGACCACAGGGUUUAUGAUGGACUACUUCCCCCCUCACUGUGACUCAGCCUCCCUCUCAUCCUUUUCUCUGGACACGCCGUCUUUGCCCAGGCAUCAUCCCCCUCAAGAUGACACCGCCUCUCUGGUUUCCACAGGAACGCUGGUGCCUGAAGCGAUCUACCUGCCACCACCAGGGCACCGACUGGUCUCUCAUGAUGACUGGGACAAAAUGCAUGCACAGCUUGAAGAGCUUCAAGAGGAGUUGACAGAGCUUAGAAAGCAGAAAGCUGAAUUGGAGAGAGAACUGGAUGUGCAAAGCACAGAGACACAAAAACAGUUGUCAGUGCUGCAGUCUCAAGUGCAAACAUCUGAGUCCCUCCUUCAAGACCUACAAAAAUCUUUCAGCCAAUCGCAAAGUGCCGUCCAGAGCAGAUUGGCCGAGCUGUCUUACUCUCAGAAGAGAGUUUGUAAUGAGCUCUCCAAGUUGAAAGGUGAAGAUGCCGAGGUUGAUGAAAGUGCAGAAGAUACCCUGCCACCCCUCAGCCCAACACUACAGGCAGCACACUGUGAGGAGAGGCUUCGUAUUGAAAUCGUGAACCUACAGGAACAGCUGGAGACACGCACAGAGGAGAGCGAGAUUUUAGAAGUAAAGCUUGCAAGCCUGAAAGUAGAGACGGACCGCAUUCAGAAUCAUAAAGAAAAGUGUGAGGCUGAGCUAAAGGAGUGUCGCAUAGAGUUGGAGGGUCUGCGGGUGGCGCUGUCUCAUCUCCAGAAAGAAAAUAAAACGCUCAUCCAUGGGAAGGCUGUGUUACAACAACAGUGUUUAGAGCUGCGCAGUCAGGUGAUCAGUCUGCGCACUCAGCUAGACACGAGUCAGACUGUACAGAAAGAUUUUGUGCAGCUUUCUCAAUCCUUGCAGGUGAAACUGGAGCAGAUUCGCCAAGCAGAGUCAUUGAACCAGGUCAAGCACAUUUUAGGCGAAGUGGUUGAAGAAGAUACUGAUUCAAAUAAAGAUGCCACAUGAAACA